AGAUCAAUUACUUGAUUUUGAAAGUAAUAGGUACAUACGAUCUUCGAACCGCGACUAAACUCAUUAUGAUGGGAUGCUUAGGUAUGCCUAAUCGCGUUGGUUAACCGCUACACUAACCGAUUAGCAUACCAAAUUUUAUAUUGGAAAGCGUUGCGUUGGUAGAUUAAAUUUAACAUAUUGGUGCAAUUGUUAAGAGAAAGUAACUUUCAUGGGAGUUUUCAACGACGCGAACAACAAUGGCUAAAUCAAUGCAAAGGUCAUAAAAUUACAAAGUAACCGCUCGGAUGGUUGAAACUCGAUACACACAAACAAGAAAUGGCAAAAUCUUCGAAAGUGCCCAAAAUGUGACUACCUAAUAAAAUGCGAAAAAGGGCAACGUAAUUUUGACCGCACUUGGCGGCAAUACAAGGCAAUCGCGAGCUUGACCAAUCAAACUGUCAAAGAAAAUUUACGUUGAUAGAUUUGUUUUUGUCGAUGAGAUUUAACCAAAAAAUACCGAACUUCGAAAGGUGAAUGUAAUUCACCAUUCCGGGCUAUAGCUUUGGUACCGAAAUGCAGCGUUUUUGCCGGGAUUGAAAAGAAAUCGUCUUGACAUCUCUUCACUGCAUUGUAUUUAAACUCGCAUUUUUGAGAUUACUACUCGCCACAACACGGAUUGAAAGUUUGAACGAUCCCCAACUCUGUAUUAAAUUUCGGGAAUCGUCCCAGAGGUGACAGUUAUUUUUUCGCUGGUUUGCGCAAAUCGGUCCAAUCCGACAGGUUCUCGCCCAAUUGAUUUUCAUUGACAUUGGCGUGCGUAAUAAUCGCCCAAAAAUGUCUUCUGUAUUUUAUCCUCCUUUCGAUAUCUUUUGUUGCCAAAUAUGGACUACCGCCGCUGGCCUGGCACAGGUUAAGUGAAUGCCCCCGGUGGAGCUCUCUUAUUUCCUGCUGUUACGAUUCGCCACAUAACGUCGUCACUGGAUUGAGUUUGCAGAUUGCCUGAAGAUUUUGGUUUCGACUUUUCGCACUGUUGUAGCCUACGGAAGCAAUGUGACUUUGUUGGUUCGAAAAAUGAAGCAAGUCAAGCGGUGAGAAAAUGAAGAAUAAAAAAGUGAAGUAUAAUAUGCAUUAAAUUAUAAUAACGUUAAAUUAAAACAAUUAGCAAAGUGAGAAGAAGCAACUUGAGCGAAAUGAAGCAAAAGUGGAGUGCAAAACCAGCAAAACUCCAAAACCAGUUCCAAUAAGUGAUAAUUGAGAGAGAAGAAAACAAAAGAAGCCGAAGAAAACAAAUGCGAUUAGGAAGCCUUAAGUAAAACGUUUCUAUAAAUAAAGCAUCAAAACUAAAAGCAAAGUCGGUGCCGAAGUGAAUGCGAAUGAAUGUACCACGCUCGCGAGAAGCAGCAACAGCAGCAGCAGCCAAAGCCCCAGCAAUUGACAACAAUAAUAGCGAUUCAUCAUCAACCUCUCCGACGUCGUCGGCCACCCCGCUCUCGCUAUCAUCCUCCUCAACGCCGUCCUCGUUUGGCAGCAGUGGUAGCGGUGGCGGUUCGCUGCGGGGCCUUGGCAGUGCUCUGCGGCAGCUUCAGCAGUACCAGCGCCGGCGAAAUUUUCUAAGUUCGCCACCACCUCCUCUAGCAUCACUGUCAAGCCCCGGAGCAGCAGCCGCCGCGUCAACGACGACGAUGCUUCUCACGAGCAGUUCCGCGGCUCACGACCAUCACCUGAGUUUUGUGAUGGGUUUCAUCAAAGAGGAUGAAAUCUACAACAGUGUAACGUCUUCGUCGUCGUCUAGCGGCGGAGGUGCGACUACGGCCUCUUCUAUCAUUUCCAGCACCACGGACACUUCGUCGGAGGACAACUCGCUGGUGGUGCCCUCGGCGGUGAUAGGGUCGUCUUCGGUCGAGCUGGCUCAACCGUACCACGAUGAUGUACAAGUUAAUAAAAUCUCUUGGAACUGCCCCAGGCCCCAGAGUUACUUUUAGGAUUCCCCUAAAAAACCUUCUGGGAUUUAUGGAAGUAUCGUACAAUAUUUUUAGAUUAUCUCGUAGAAUUCGAUGAGAAGUAUUUGUUUGGGCAUCUAAAAGUGUUCUUGGCACAUGGGAUUUCCCCAGGAGUUCCUUUAAGGAUUUCUUUUGGAAUUCUUCCUGAUAUUAACUCAGGUGUCCCUUCUUGAAUUUCCUCAGAAAUUUCUCCUGGAAUUUCUCCAGUUUUUCCUGGAAUUGCAACAAGAUUUUCUUCUGAGAUUUUUCAAAAAGAUUCUUUUAGAUUUCUUCCAGCGAAUGCUACAGGAGUUUAUUCUGGAAUUCCAACAGAAAUUCCUUCUGGAAAUCACCCAGGAGUUCGUUCUUAAAAUCCAUCAGGUUUUCUUUUCUGAAAAUCGUCCAGGGUUUCUUUCUAGGUUGAUUCCUUCUGGGAAUCUUCCUGUAGUUUGUUGUGGAAAUCCUUUGGGAGCUCCUUCUUGGGGUCGUCCUGAUAUUCCUGAAGGCAUU
This is a messenger RNA of Aedes albopictus (Asian tiger mosquito), 2468 nucleotides long. RefSeq lists its product as uncharacterized. The record is from RefSeq and is a predicted model, not a curated record. NCBI's taxonomy places the organism in Eukaryota, Metazoa, Arthropoda, Insecta, Diptera, Culicidae. The transcript has 2 exons. The coding region runs from base 1347 to 1961 and encodes 204 amino acids.